Messenger RNA from Lagenorhynchus albirostris (white-beaked dolphin), 2005 nucleotides. It is a transcript of the gene MLLT3, whose product is annotated as MLLT3 super elongation complex subunit. Gene Ontology annotation, cellular component: super elongation complex. Lineage: Eukaryota; Metazoa; Chordata; Mammalia; Artiodactyla; Delphinidae. Gene Ontology annotation, biological process: regulation of DNA-templated transcription. The record is from RefSeq and is a predicted model, not a curated record. The transcript has 11 exons. Bases 157 to 1860 code for a protein of 567 amino acids.
GCGAACGCGGGGGGAAAAAGGCAGAGAAUGUCCGCCAUCUACCCUCCGCUCCUGGGCGCGCUCUCAUUCAUAGCAGCCUCUUCAUGAAUUACAGCUGAGGGGGGCGGGGGAGGGGGGUACCACACAACACCCCAGCAAACCUCCGGGCCCCCAGGCAUGGCUAGCUCGUGUGCCGUGCAGGUGAAGCUGGAGCUGGGGCACCGCGCCCAGGUGAGGAAAAAACCCACCGUGGAAGGCUUCACCCACGACUGGAUGGUGUUCGUGCGCGGGCCGGAGCACAGUAACAUACAGCACUUUGUGGAGAAAGUCGUCUUCCACUUGCACGAAAGCUUUCCUAGGCCAAAAAGAGUGUGCAAAGAUCCACCUUACAAAGUAGAAGAAUCUGGGUAUGCUGGUUUCAUUUUGCCAAUUGAGGUUUAUUUUAAAAACAAGGAAGAACCUAAGAAGGUUCGUUUUGAUUAUGACUUAUUCCUGCAUCUUGAAGGCCAUCCACCAGUGAAUCACCUCCGCUGUGAAAAGCUUACCUUCAACAACCCCACAGAGGAGUUCAGAAGAAAGUUGCUGAAGGCAGGAGGGGACCCCAACAGGAGUAUCCAUCCCAGCGGCAGCAGCAGCAGCAGCAGUUGUAGCAGCAGCAGCAGCAGCAGUAGCAGCAGCAGCAGCAGCAGCAGCAGUAGCAGCAGCAGCAGCAGCAGCAGCAGUAGCAGCAGUAGCAGCAGCAGCAGUUUUUCCAAGCCUCACAAAUUAACGAAGGAGCACAAGGAAAAACCUUCUAAAGACUCCAGAGAACAUAAAAGUGCCUUCAAAGAACCUUCCAGGGAUCACAACAAAUCUUCCAAAGAAUCCUCUAAGAAACCCAAAGAAAAUAAACCACUGAAAGAAGAAAAAAUCGUUCCUAAGAUGGCCUUCAAGGAACCGAAACCCAUGUCGAAAGAGCCAAAACCAGAUAGUAACUUACUCACGAUCACCAGUGGACAGCAAGAUAAGAAGGCUCCUAGUAAAAGACCCCCCAUUGCAGAUUCCGAAGAACUCUCAGCCAAAAAAAGGAAAAAGAGUAGCUCAGAGGCUUUAUUUAAAAGUUUUUCUAACGCGCCACCGCUGAUACUCACUUGUUCUGCUGAUAAAAAACAGAUAAAAGAUAAAUCUCAUGGCAAGAUGGGAAAGGUCAAAAUUGAAAGUGAGACGUCAGAGAAGAAGAAAUCAACUUUACCGCCAUUUGAUGAUAUUGUGGAUCCCAAUGAUUCCGACGUGGAGGAGAAUAUGUCCUCUAAAUCUGAUUCUGAACAACCCAGUCCUGCCAGUUCCAGCUCCAGCUCCAGCUCCAGCUUCACACCGUCCCAGACCAGGCAACAAGGUCCUUUAAGGUCUAUAAUGAAAGAUCUGCAUUCCGAUGACAAUGAGGAAGAAUCAGAUGAGGCAGAGGAUAAUGACAAUGACUCCGAAAUGGAGAGACCUGUAAAUAGAGGAGGCAGCCGGAGUCGCAGAGUUAGCUUAAGUGAUGGCAGUGAUAGUGAAAGCAGUUCUGCUUCCUCACCCCUACAUCACGAACCGCCACCACCCUUAUUAAAAACCAACAACAACCAGAUUCUUGAAGUGAAAAGUCCAAUAAAGCAAAGCAAAUCAGAUAAGCAAAUAAAGAAUGGUGAAUGUGACAAGGCAUACCUAGAUGAACUGGUAGAGCUUCACAGAAGGUUGAUGACGCUGAGGGAAAGACACAUUCUUCAGCAGAUUGUGAACCUUAUAGAAGAAACUGGACACUUUCAUAUCACAAACACAACAUUUGAUUUUGACCUUUGCUCGCUGGACAAAACCACAGUCCGUAAACUACAGAGUUACCUGGAAACAUCUGGAACAUCCUGAGGCUACAACAACUGGAUGCAUCAAAAACUCUGGGGUUUUUUUUUUGUUUUUUUUUUUGGUUGUGAUUUUUUUUCUUGUUUGUUUAUAUGGAAACACUCAGAAUGAUGCAACCAAAAGGGAAAAAAUAAAAAGCAAACAACCUUCA